Messenger RNA from Scatophagus argus, 4728 nucleotides. RefSeq names its product potassium voltage-gated channel subfamily KQT member 4. Gene Ontology annotation, cellular component: membrane. The transcript is spliced from 15 exons. Gene Ontology annotation, biological process: transmembrane transport; potassium ion transport. NCBI's taxonomy places the organism in Eukaryota, Metazoa, Chordata, Actinopteri, Scatophagidae. The record is from RefSeq and is a predicted model, not a curated record. The coding region runs from base 557 to 2662 and encodes 701 amino acids. Gene Ontology annotation, molecular function: voltage-gated potassium channel activity.
UCUGCCUAUCCAAACUGUAGAAACAGCUAAGAUACGAACUUAGUGAAAGAAUUCUGUUUGCUGUAGUUGGAUCUAGUUGGUUUCACUGCGUUACAGUUGCGCUCGCAUGAUUCGUAGUUUAGUGAUUUAUAACUGCAUGUUUUAAGUGUAUUUAUGCUCAAAGAUCAGGUGAUGGCAGGUCGUUAGCAGCUCAACUUGGUUUCUUUUAUUACUUGUUUGCACCCCGCUGAUUACUUGGCACAUCAGACUUUUAACAAUGAUCGCUGAAGGUCACGUUUCAGCGCGACGCACUUGUCCCAGUGUUGUGCAUCUUUUCUUCUGCGACCGUGACUUGAUUUACAGAUAACUUCUAAAUCUUAAUUAACCAAUCCGAGGCUGAAAAACAGCAGCGAUGGUGUUUUCCUGCGUGUUUUGAUUUGUCUUUUAGACUUUAGCCCACUUUAAAGGCGAGACAAACCGGACUAUGACUCGUUCAAAACUUUCCUGUGUGCCCCUGUGGAUGACCCAGUGAAAAGAAGUGUCAGAUCAUAUGUAGUUUAAUUGUGCCAGUCUGAACAUGUUAGGAAGUCCGUCAAACAACGGCGGCAUCAGAAUGCUGGCGCCUACGGCUCCGAACGACGACAGGCGGGUAGAGUUCGUGGCUCUUACCGCUGUCCACACGGAGAGAAGCGAGCCGUCCACCCCGGAGCGCGGACAUCCGUCUCACCGCACAGGUCUGCUGGGCACCCCGCUGCCCGGGCCGCCGGGACCCCGGGCCUCCACGUCCGCUUCAAGCAAACGCUUCAGAAAGUUGCAAAACUGUCUGUACAACGUGCUGGAAAGACCAAGAGGAUGCGCGUUCAUCUACCACGCGUUCAUUUUUCUGCUGGUGUUCAGCUGCUUGGUGUUAUCUGUGUUCUCCACCAUCCCUGAACACCAAAAGUUCGCCAAUCAAGGCCUCUUCAUCCUGGAGUUUGUGAUGAUCGUGGUUUUUGGGUUGGAGUACUUCAUCAGGAUCUGGGCAGCUGGCUGCUGCUGCAGAUACCGUGGGUGGCAGGGACGACUGAGAUUUGCCAGGAAGCCCUUCUGUGUCAUAGACUUCAUAGUGUUUGUGGCAUCGUUGGCAGUGAUAGCAGCAGGGACGCAGGGCAACAUCUUCGCCACGUCGGCCCUGCGCAGCAUGCGCUUCCUGCAGAUCUUGCGUAUGGUUCGUAUGGACCGACGGGGAGGCACCUGGAAACUACUGGGUUCAGUGGUUUACGCUCACAGCAAGGAGUUGAUUACAGCCUGGUACAUAGGCUUCCUGGUUCUGAUCUUUGCCUCCUUCCUCGUCUACCUGGCAGAAAAAGACAUCAACACAGACUUCAACACCUAUGCAGACUCCCUCUGGUGGGGGACUAUUACGCUAACCACUAUUGGCUAUGGAGAUAAGACCCCUCGUACCUGGCAGGGACGGCUCCUAGCUGCAGGCUUUGCUCUUCUAGGAGUCUCCUUCUUUGCUCUGCCUGCCGGCAUUCUGGGGUCAGGCUUUGCCUUGAAGGUGCAAGAGCAGCAUCGGCAGAAACACUUUGAGAAGAGGAGGAUGCCUGCUGCCAACCUGAUACAGGCUGCAUGGCGUCUCUACUCAACAGAUGCCAAACACUCCUACCUAACGGCUACAUGGUACUUCUACGACAGCAUGUUGCCUUCGUUCAGAGAACUGACGCUACUGUUCAGUCACCUCCAGCGACAGCGUAACACCAAGAAGGUUCUCCACAACUCCUACCACACGCUGCUGUCUGGGCUGCGGCCCUACAGCUCCCCCUACCUGUCGGGGGACAGUCAGCUCCUUUCUAAAAAACGGGGUCUCUUCCGGAUUCACGCUGGCCGCAAGCAGAGCAGUAAAAUUGGCUUCCGCGAUCGGAUCAGGAUGAACAAUUCCCGAUCAUCCCAGACCAUUCGGAAUAAGGCAUCGCCACUGCCGCCAGGCUCCAGUGUCCGCUGCUCUCCCAGCCAGGAGAACGUCCCUGAGGCCACCAGCCCGGGGAAGGUUCAGAAGAGCUGGAGCUUUAAUGACCGCACACGCUUCCGCACCUCCCUUCGCCUCAAGCCACGUCCACCUGCUGAUGUGGAGGGACUCGGGGAGGACAGUGUGGAAGACAAACCAUAUUGUGAUGUUGCUAUGGAGGAGGUAAUCCCAGCAGUGAAGACACUCAUCCGGGCUGUCAGGAUCUUAAAGUUCCUUGUGGCCAAGAGGAAGUUUAAGGAGACUCUGCGUCCAUAUGAUGUGAAGGACGUCAUAGAGCAGUACUCUGCUGGACAUUUGGAUAUGCUGGGCCGUAUCAAGAGCCUGCAGAUGCGUGUGGACCAGAUAAUUGGACGAGGAACCGUCCAGCCCGAUAAGAAAGCGCGCCCUGAAAAGGGAGAGAAAACACCACCAGAACUGGACUCACUGGAUGAACUAAGCAUGAUGGGACGUGUAGUCAAGGUGGAGAAACAGGUACAGUCUAUAGAGAACAAGCUGGACCUCCUGCUCAACUUCUACUCCCAGUGCCUAAAGAAAGGCUCAUCCAACUUCACCCUGUCCACCCUCCUGGACCCCGACCUGACAUCCGACUACCACAGCCCCACGGACCAAAGAGACCUCUUCCCCUCCGCCAACACUCUCAACAUCUCCAUGUCUGAGAGCGGCAAUUUGGAAUGACAGCGAGCUGAGCAGUCCUGGGGCUUUUCGGACACAGACGCAAACCCUUUACAGUAUGUCUUCCUGCGACCAAGUCCUCACUUGGAGCUGCUUCAUUACGUUUCACAUCUGUCUGGGAUGAUUUCUAUUCCUCUAUCUCAAAUGUGCACCCUCGCCUCUUUUUCCUGAAGUGAAUGUGUUUCCAGAGGCCACCACCACAUGGCUCCACCUGACAAGGAGCCUCAGCCAAAGCUGCUCACCACACAUGCCUCUCAAGCCACUAAAUGAGCAUGGAGAUGAAGAGAGGACACGAGAACAACUAUGACUUGACUACUGAACCACUUUCGCCCACUCACCUCUUGCAAUGCAUCUAUGCCUACCUUGAAGCAUCCACUGUAGAUAAUCAGAUAAUGAGACAUUAAAGUUUUGAUUUUUAAAAAUUAUGUAAAUCCUGCUUUAAUAUUACCCAAACGGAGCUGGGAGAAUGUGUUGGAGUAGCUGAUGUGUGUUGUACACUACUGUUUAUUGUUUAUCUCCAUUCUCUCUCCCAGAAAUUUCAUGUGUCCAACAAGCCCACUUGCAAAAAAAAAGAAAAGAAAAAGAAAAAGCAAGACAUUAUUCCUUGUUUGGCUGGCAUUCAGGAUUUUAUAGAGCCAAAAUGUCUCAAAGGCUACAGUUGCGCCUUGAGUAUUUCAAUUAUCCAAGUUUUUUUAACAAGUCCUUUACACCUCUCUGUCAUGCAGCCCACCACUCCUAACAUGCAUGAUCCUCGCUGAUUCUCAGUCACAAUUUAGACGUGUAUGUCACAAUUUCUGCACUGCUCCCCAUCACUCCCAUCUAGCCUCAGGUCAGGCAGUCAGUGAUACGCCACAGCAUUUCUUACAGGAUGGUAGUUCUCACUCUUACAGCCAUCUCAUGCUUUGUGGGUCACCAGCUGUGGAAACGGUGUCAAGACUUUUUGGCCAGUUUUAAACAAUGAACAGCCAACGCACGAAUUCCAGGCCAUUAUCCUCAUGAGUGCAGAUGUCUUAGGGAAUGGUUCCAGCCUUACAGCUUCGCCACGAACAGACAUUGUGCAGGGGUGGGGCUCUAGUCGCUACCCACAGGUGUUACUAUCAUCACCUUUACUCUCUGCUGUCUUUUUCUGGUUCUUUCUUGGGCAUGGUUUAUGCACAGUAGUUCCUCUGUGAUUAUGGACAAAACUGGAGAGUGCACAAAUGCACACACACACACACACACACACACACACACAAUGAAAGUAAUUCCGAUACUUAAAUACUUUGGCACUUGAUAAUUGUUACACAUUUUUGUCUUGAACAGUGUUAUCUUUUUUUGUUUUGAUUUCUUUACUGUAAUGAUGUUCCUCCAUUCGAUUUUGUGUAACCUUUAAUGGCAAAUGUUUUUUUUUGUUUUUUUUAAUGAUUUUGGUUGCUAAAGUAAAUGUAGGAUUUAAGUUAAUAUAUUUAAUUGAGUUAGAUACGAUCUUUUAAUAAAUGUAGCACUUUUUUAUGUAGUUGAAUCAUGGGUGACACAACUCUAACUACACACAGCCGAUCAGGUUCAUAAUCAAGACUGGCAGAGCUCGCAUGUGUAUUUUUUUAACGUCAUCAGAUAAUCGCUGCCAGCUUGGAGAAAACAUUCAUUAUACUGCAUUGGGCCAGUGAGAACAGUACGUCUGUCCCUGCAAGUGAUUUGCUAAUUUGAUCCAGUCAAGCCAGUUGACUCAGGUGCUCCACUUUUCCAUUCAAGCCAAGCCUAAAUUUCAAACACUGAAUGUACUUCACUGCUCCAUCUACUUAACAUGGAUCUAUUUAUGAUCUGAUGCUCCUGCUGCCAUGGGGAAUAAAAUGGUACUUCAAAGCUUGCUCUUGAUAUCAUGCGAUUAUUGCAUUCAUUUCAUAGAGAAAUGCUUGGUUGCUUUAUCCUUUGGCCUGAAUUAUAGCAGAGAUGCCUGCUUCUUAAAGGCAUUAGUAGACUGAACACUUCAUUGUCAUCUGGAAUGUUGAGCUUCAUGAAUAUGUUUGUGAGACCUCUGUAUUGCAUGUUAUUGUUAGUGGUGGCCCCAGUGUUAGAUAAAAAAAAAACAA